CGCGCGAAAAUUUUCUAAAUUAGAACUUAAAUCCGAUUGGAAUUAUAUUCUGAGAUUCAGAUUUCAAAUAAUUUCGACCAAUCAAAAUUAACGUGAAUACUUUGAAAAAUGUUUCCGGACGGUACAUCAGAGAUUAGGUGAAAAAUUUGUGCCAGUGUUCCAAUUUAAGGACAAGCUAAAUAGUAAAAAAUGUCUUCAGUGCAUUCAGAUGACGAUCAGGAAGAGAUCAACGUGGACUCCGACAGUAGAUUGUCGGGUCAGUGCGAUAGAAGUAUUAUUUCGGAAGACAGAGAUUCAGAGCACAGCUAUCAUGAGAGAUACCGUGAUUCACCGAAUGAACACAUGACAGAUACUCAGCAAAGGGUAAAUUUGCCGUUUAGCAUAUCUCGUCUCUUAGGCAAACAAUUCGAGGAUUUAGAGAAACGCCGUAAUUCUGGGGAAAGUGAUGACAGGAGUGACCAGGACACUGAAUCUGAGAGUGCUAAGGAUGAUGCGAAAGACAUUUCUGGGUUGCCUUUGAAUUUUUCUCAUACCCCAGGACUGUAUCCUAAUUCUGGACUGUUGUUGAGACCUGGUUUAGGGUUGGGUGGUGGAUAUGGGUUUGGGGGCAGUCCAGGGGUGGUGAGAGUACCUGCUCAUAGAGCGUUGGGAGCUUUGGGCGCGUGGGGAGUGGCGCUAGACCCCAUGCGGCAAGCUGCAGCUGCUGCCUUUGCGCAUCAGGUUGUUAAGGAUAGACUCAAUGCCUCCUUCCCCAUCACAAGGCGAAUCGGGCACCCAUAUCAAAACAGAACGCCACCAAAGCGCAAGAAACCCCGUACUUCAUUCACAAGACUUCAAAUUGCCGAGCUGGAAAAAAGAUUUCACAAGCAGAAGUACUUAGCUUCAGCAGAACGAGCGAGUCUCGCGAAAACAUUGAAAAUGACAGACGCGCAAGUCAAGACAUGGUUUCAAAAUAGAAGGACUAAAUGGAGACGUCAAACAGCAGAAGAAAGGGAGGCCGAACGACAAGCGGCGAAUCGGCUUAUGCUAUCAUUACAAGCAGAAGCUCUGAGCAAAGGAUAUAUCCCAGAGCCACCCGGCACCACGUCUUUGUCAGCACUACACUAUCAAAGCCCACCUAACAACGCUCAAGGUCCUCCUUCGAACACAGCAUUGAGCGCGUUGCAGAAUUUGCAACCAUGGGCGGGUAAUCAAGGGUCGUUUAUGAACGCGCCGCCGAACACAGCUCCGCCUUCCCACCCCCCGCCAGUUGCUUCGCCUAUUUGUUGAGUUCCAGACGGUUCUAGAAAAGGUCAAUUGAUAUACUUCUUCACUUGUAUACAUGCUUCUAUGUAAUUAUCUAUUCCGGUUUCUAUACAAAAAUAAUAUUUCUCCAAAUGCAUAUAAAAACAAAGUGUUUUCAAUUUUGAUAUCACUAUCCUCGAUAUUACAGUUUAUAUUAGGAACGUGGACUAUUGUAUAGUUAUAAACAACUUAAAAUAAGGCAGCUGGUGCACUGAUCCUUGGUCUCAUGACACAAGUACUAAUUAUUUAUUAAAG
Hyposmocoma kahamanoa is the source of this 1539-nucleotide messenger RNA. RefSeq names its product T-cell leukemia homeobox protein 3-like (gene C15). Gene Ontology annotation, biological process: regulation of transcription by RNA polymerase II; animal organ development. The record is from RefSeq and is a predicted model, not a curated record. The transcript has 3 exons. Gene Ontology annotation, cellular component: nucleus. Gene Ontology annotation, molecular function: RNA polymerase II cis-regulatory region sequence-specific DNA binding; DNA-binding transcription factor activity, RNA polymerase II-specific. NCBI's taxonomy places the organism in Eukaryota, Metazoa, Arthropoda, Insecta, Lepidoptera, Cosmopterigidae. The coding region runs from base 190 to 1269 and encodes 359 amino acids.